AUGACCACAGGAACACUGCGAUGGCCAAAACGUCAAGGAUUGGUUAGUAAUUAUUUAGUGUUCAUGGCAGAGCUGUUCUGGUGGUUUGAAGUUGUGAAGCCAUCAUUUGUCCAGCCUCGAGUUGUAGGUCAUCCUCAAGCUGAACCUCCAAAAGAAGCAUCUUCUGUUCCUCCUACAAAUGCCAAUCAAAGAAGUUACCCGGGUGUUUUGCAUGGUUCUGAUCUGAUAACCAGUGUGGGGACUUCAACUUUUAUACCAUCUCAUCAGAUUCCUCCUGCAAGGCACACUCAGCAACAGCCUUACUCAUCUGUUCCAGGCAGCAUUAAAAGAUCAACAUCUAUGUCCUACAUGGAUGGAUACGUAGGGACAUGGCCCAAAGAAAAAAGGUCUUCAGUACAUGGGGUUUCAUUUGAUAUUUCUUUUGAUAAAGAAGACAGCAUCCAUAUGACACCUCCAAAUAGAGGAAUUACGAGAUCUCUUAGCAAUGAAGGCCUUGUACAGAAUACUAACCAUAUGCCAAGACACGUUAAAAAGAAUAUAUCUUUCAAGCCUCUAAAUGAUGAAGAGGACAGUGAGGAUAUUGAAGAAGAAAAAGAUGUAGAAUUUUACAGUGAUCUGGAAGCAGACAGCAAUCAAAGAAAUGCCAACCAAGUUAACACAUACACCCUACCAAAUGGAGCAUUGCAAAACAGGUUGGUUACUGAUGAAUUUGGCAAUCAAAUUGAGACACCAAGCAUUGAGCAGGCUUUGCAGAUUAUCCAUGAUAGUGAGAAAUCGGCCAAUAUUACUCAACCAGCACAAUUUACAAAUGGGUUUUUCCUUCACAACAAAGAGAUGAGCAUCCUAAAUUCAAACAUAAAACCUAACCAAAGUAGCCCUGAUAUUAUCGCAGAUACAAAAGGUGCCCUCAGUCCUGUAACUGAUAACACAGAAGUAGAUACUGGAAUACAUGUCCCUUCAGACAUUCCAGAGACUAUGGAUGAAGAUUCUACUUUAAGGGAUUAUACAGUAAGCCUGGAUUCCGAUCUGGAAGAAUCAUCUCGGUUUCUGCAUGAAUGUGACAGCAGAGGCGUCAACCAUAAGGAGCAAUUGAGUCCUUGUCCAAGCUCAAUAAGUGCCAAAUCUCAAGCUGGCAGUAGUCCAUCUUCAAGUUCAGGAGUUAGAAUGACCAGCUUUGCAGAGCAGAAAUUUAAAAAGAUGAAUCACACUGACAGCAGGAGCAGUGGAAGCAGUUCUCAGAAAACCACCCCAGAAGGCUCUGAGCUGAACAUUCCACACAUUGUUUCUUGGGCUCAAAUACCAGAGGAAUCCCCUCUCCCUCAGGGAAGGGACACAACACAGUUGCUGGCCUCUGAAAUGGUGCAACUGAAGAUGAAACUGGAAGAGAAGAGGCGAGCAAUUGAAGCCCAAAAGAAGAAGGUUGAGGCUGCAUUCACAAAACAAAGACAAAAGAUGGGAAGAACGGCAUUCCUUAAUGUUGUGAAAAAGAAAAGUGAUGGGAUUUCACCACUUCGAGAAGAAGCAGCUGGAGCAGAAGGUGAGAAAGUGUUCACUGAUAACAAUAGAGUGAAAGAAAAAGAAAGCCAGAAGUCAGGUGAACAACUAAAUAAGACAUCUGAGGUCCUAAAAGCAACCACUGAAACUCCCUCAACUAUGUGGCUGAAGUCGCCAAACACCCCAGUUGAUGCUGAGAAGCAAUCUAAUUUGAUAAGUCCCUCAGAAGAGAAUUUAAAUGAAGGUGAUCUUUUAGAAUAUACAAAAUCUAUUGAGAAGCUCAAUUCUUCUCUACAUUUCCUGCAACAGGAAAUGCAACGCCUGUCACUUCAGCAAGAGAUGCUAAUGCAGAUGAGGGAGCAGCAAGCGUGGGUUAUUUCACCUCCUCAACCUUCUCCUCAAAAGCAAAUUCGGGAAUUGAAGCCUUCAAUGAGGCUUAGUGGAUCAUCAUCUCCCAUUGUUCCAUUUUCAGUAGAAGCACCUCGGCCAUCCCACCAAUCCCCACAGUCUUCUUCUAGGAAGAAUUCGUCUCUCCCAAGUAAAAUGCAAAGGACUCCAAGACCAAAUGAAUUGAAAAUUACACCUUUGAAUCGCACUUUGACUGCCCCACGAUCUGUGGAUAGCCUUCCACGUUUGAGAAGAUUUUCUCCAAGCCAGGUUCAAACUAGAUCUUUUGUUUGUUUUGGGGAUGAUGGUGAGCAGAACCCUGUGAAUGAAGUAAAAAACAUAACUCAAGAAGCUGCUGACAAGGUAGAAGCAAGUGAAAAAGAUUCUGAGAAACAAGAGACUGAAGAGAUAGUUGGGCAAAAAUCAGAAGAAGAACAGAUGAGACCUCUGGAAUCCAUGGUAUCUGAAGUAUUGUCACAGCCCAUUACAGAAAUUGUCUGCCUUACUCCAAAUGAAGAGCCUUUGACUCCACCAGUGUUGCCACCACCUGCAAUUAAAACUGCUAACCUCAUAGAAGUUUCUCUCACAGAUUUGAAGCCACCAGAGAAGUCAGAAGAGUCCGUUGAGAAAUCAGAGGGUGAGAGUGACAAAGAACAACCAGAGGAUGACCAAAAAGUGUGCUGUGGAUUCUUCUUCAAGGAUGAUCAAAAACCAGAAAAUGACAUGGCUGUGAAACGGGCAGCAUUAUUGGAAAAGCGAUUAAGAAGAGAAAGAGAAACUUUACUUCGAAAGCAGCAAUUGGAAGCAGAGAUGGAGCAUAAGAAAGAAGAAACAAAGAGGAAGUCUGAGGAAGAACGUCAGAAGAAGGAAGAUGAAAGAGCACGACGAGAGUUUAUUAAGCAGGAAUAUAUGAGGCGGAAGCAACUGAAACUAAUGGAAGACAUGGACAUUGUCUUAAAGCCUCGCCCUCACUUUUCCAAACAAAAGAAGGCACGUCCAAAAUCCAUUCAUAGGGAUCACAUUGAGUCACCUAAAACUCCAAUCAAAGGUCCUCCAGUAUCAAGCCUUUCUCUAGCAUCACUAAACACAGGAGAUAAUGACAGUAUGCAAUCAGGCAAGAGAACACCAAGGUCUGAGUCUGUGGAAGGAUUCUUAUCUCCAAGUUGUUGUGGUAGUCGUAAUGGGGAAAAAGACUGGGAAAAUGCAUCAACUACUUCUUCAGUAGCUUCUGCUACAGAAUAUACAGGACCAAAGCUCUACAAAGAACCCAGUGCAAAAUCCAAUAAGCACAUCAUCCAAAAUGCACUUGCCCAUUGUUGUCUGGCUGGAAAAGUAAAUGAAGGACAGAAGAAUAAAAUACUAGAGGAAAUGGAGAAAUCAGAUGCUAACAACUUCCUAAUCCUCUUCCGGGACUCAGGCUGCCAAUUCCGAUCUCUAUAUACACACUGCCCUGAAACUGAAGAGAUCAAUAAGCUGACUGGGAUAGGCCCCAGAUCAAUCACUAAGAGAAUGAUCGAGGGGCUCUAUAAGUACAACUCUGACAGGAAGCAGUUCAGCCACAUACCUGCGAAAACGCUCUCUGCAAGUGUUGAUGCCAUUACCAUUCACAGCCAUUUAUGGCAGAGCAAGAGACCAGUAACUCCAAAAAAGCUCUUAUCUUCAAAGACAUAGCUACCUGUGGGAAGAUAUACCUUGCUUGAGGCAACUGUGGCAAACGUGCACUUCGGAUUUGCUGUCUAUUACGAAAUAGACUCCAAUUUGGUAACAAGGCUUCUUUGAAGAACAAGCUCUGUUGUCAUUGCCAACUGGAAUGUAAACACAGUGUUGAAGACUUGCAGAAAACUGACACUUAGGUAUUGUGCAUCAUGAACAAUGGAUUCACACCUGGGGACUUUAGUUCAUGUUACUCAUGAUAUGUGUGUUCCUUUCCUCAGUUCUGCAGCUCUGAAUGUUUGCACACUUACAAUGACUGAAGUUUUAAAAGUUUUACAUUUAUUGCCUUAUACUGUUAGGCUUGUUUUAGAAUUUGCUUCUGUUCUUUAUAACUUUACUGGAGUAAUGUCUUAUUUGCCACACCACUAUUAUUGUAAUUAUAAUUAUUAUUAUUUUGUUAACGUCCUGCAGAUAACAAAGGGCCCAAGCCUGAUGCUCAACAAAAUUAAGCUUAGCUUAACUCCUUUUUAGCUCUGAUUCUUUUUAAAGGACAUCAUACAGGAGAAAAGCUUCUUGUAAGACAUGUGUAGGAUUAAAUGUUGCUAGCAUGUCUUAAACUCUAAUAAGGAAAUGUGUCUACUAUUGUUGUAAAGACAUCAUCCUUAUAUUUAACAAUCCAUCACGGCCCUGGUCCAGGGUAGCAUGAAAUGAAAACGUAUGCACUGGUAGGCUUUUUUCCCUCCUUAUUUUCUUCUAAACAGGCAACCAUUCUUCAUUUCUGCCCAAGCUUCUGCUUAAAUUGCAUCCUGUAAUUUUGCACAGAUUUUCCCUGCUAUAAGGGGAAAAAAAACCACAUAAAUAAAACAAUAUUAACUGCAUAGAAGCCAACUUACAUAUGUUGGAACCAUAGGUUGGGACUAUUGCUACCAUUUAAAAUCCAGUAUUAGGUGUGUUAAAAUAAUACAUUUCAUGUGGGUCCUUUGCAGGAAGUAGAAAGAAAAAGAAGAUAAAUCUAGUAUACCACCAAGAUGUUGCCCAAUAUAUGGACCAAAGUUAAUUUUCUUUCAAGAUGCAGAAUAUACUGAGUUAAUUUUAUCUGAGUAAAUAACUGUAUUGGUUAGAUUUAUGACAUCUUAAGUCUAGCUGAAAGCAACUUGGGCAAUCUACAAUUUAAUAUAAAAUUAUCACUAGGACAUCUUUUCAGUAUUUAUGAAGGGCUGCAUAUCUGAUUACUUUAGAAAAGUAAUUCCUGUUUGGAGGCUUGAUUAACUGACAGGUGGCAACAUGUGAACUUGAAAUCUACCCUUAUUUUUCUUAUGGCUUUUUCACAUUCAUAUACCAGACAACUUAGUUGUGGGGUGGGAGGGGAGCUAGGUGGAACCACAUUCUCAGGAAAAGACUUGAAUUACUGCUCUGGUUCCGUUUCAGUAUUGUAAAAAGUGUUGAAACUUAAAGGCAGUAUUGAACUAUCUAUCUUAUGCUUGAACUUUAUAAUAUGUCCUGCAAAGGAAAAUGUAAACGUUCUGUACACUUCUGCCAUUGAAAUGCUUGAUUCAGACUAAUAUUUCACUACAAUUUGCUUUUGUUCUUUGUAUAGAUGAUGUACAGGAAUAAAAAAUCCUAAAUUUAGAAAACCCUUUUUUUAAAUUAUUAAACAGCCCUAAGCAUCAAUGUUUCUGGGUUGUUUAUCAAUUUUUUUCAAAGAUGCAAUUGAUAUUUUACUGUAAUUUAUGUUGUUAUAUUUAUGUAUAUUUGUUAAAACUAUAAAAAAAAACCCUAAAUCUAUUUGUGGUUAGUUCAUUCUUACUAUUUGCAUGUAAGGACUGGGAUAUCUAACCCAUCUUUUAUCCAAAUGUAAACAUAUUGUGUAAUAUACACACAUAUAUAUAUACUGCGCACACACAGACACACACGUGUGUGUGUAUUUGUGUGUGUGUGUGUGUGUGUGUAAAAUAGGAAAUUGUUCUAUGCAUUCUACCCUUUAAGCUUCUCCUCCAACUAAUUGCAGAGGGAAAUGUUAUUGCGAACCCAAAUAAAUGUACACCUAAUUUAAAGAUAGUUCAAGUACAUCUGUGGUUGGGAGAGAAAAGUUAGGACAUAAUUGAGGUUGGUAAAAGAGGAAAUCAUGUGCAAGAUCUUUUAAUCUAAAGUAUUCUUGCUAAAGAAAUAAAUGUUAUUUAAAAUAUACACUACAUUGUUUCUUGCACACCUAUUUAAACAGGAUGAUUUCUAAAAUGUAACAGCAGAGAGGGUUAUUUUAAAUUAUUGAAUGUAUUAUGAAUUUUGUCUACAUUUUAGAAAGAUUCUGUGCAAUGUCUAAAGGUAGAAUGUGAAUAUUACAAAUAAAAGACCCCUGAUAUUAAAAUUUUA
This is a messenger RNA of Python bivittatus (Burmese python), 5904 nucleotides long. NCBI's taxonomy places the organism in Eukaryota, Metazoa, Chordata, Lepidosauria, Squamata, Pythonidae. The record is from RefSeq and is a predicted model, not a curated record.